Penicillium expansum is the source of this 1497-nucleotide messenger RNA. Its product is annotated as RasGEF domain-containing protein. Gene Ontology annotation, molecular function: guanyl-nucleotide exchange factor activity. Gene Ontology annotation, biological process: small GTPase-mediated signal transduction. The transcript is spliced from 3 exons. The record is from RefSeq and is a predicted model, not a curated record. The coding region runs from base 1 to 1497 and encodes 498 amino acids. Lineage: Eukaryota; Fungi; Ascomycota; Eurotiomycetes; Eurotiales; Aspergillaceae.
AUGCAAUCGACCAGCCCAAAAGAAUCGGCCUUCGAACCGCCUCCCCAGACAUUUCCCACCCAAGGGGACAGGCAGUAUUCGUUACACAAAGAGAUCAUGUCUACUCAAUCUAACUUUACGGCCUUGGACUGGGGGUAUUCCUACCCGUUAAUCUUCCAUCUCAACUUGGAGAUUCCCGCCUUUUUCGUGUCUUAUCGCUGGUGGGAAGACGAGGCGACAACUGUGUUCUGGGCAUUCGAUAUCCAAGAAAUUCGCCGUGUGAUCCAAUUCAAACUAUUUAGCGACGAAAAUUUCCCGAGGACUUCCCUUUGCGCUCGAACUGUGGACACCAUUGACAGCUUUUUGGUCGCGCUGUCCGAGCCCCAUGAGUAUCAACUCCUCGGGAAUCUUUCUCAUAUACAGAGGGUGGAGGAGAUCCUACGCCGGUCGAGUAUACCUCCUUUCCAGCCCAUUCCUUGGAGUUGGCUCCCACCGCGAACAAGAAUUACUCUAGAUGCACGGGAAAUUGCUGCUGCAAUUGAUGCCGAGAGCCAUUUCCACUUUAGGCAGAUUGCCUUUGAAGAGUUUGUACGUGCUGCUCUCGGAUACAAGGCUGUCUUCGUCGAGUGGUUCCUGCAACAGCAUGCGGCUCUUUAUAUUAUGCUCCAGGACCAUCUAAGCGCCUACAAGGAGGACAUUCCUCUGUACACAGAAGUAGAAAAGCACCUUCGGUCGCGGAGUCCAUUCGCACACCGAGCGCUGGUCCAGUGCCUCCUAGCUGUGCGACAUGGCGGAUAUCGUGACAUGCCUAAACCCAACACCGCUGGGUUUGAAUUCAUCGCAGGUCCUAUUCAGGCCUUAUUCAAGGACCAGCCAGGAAGACUUACUACUAUGCUCAAGAUUUUGAGCGUUUUAGCAAUGAAAUUUCGCCGACAGUAUAUUCAUGCUCCUACCAUGGAUUGGAAGACUCCAUUUGAUACCUCUAUUCCUUUCCUAAACGAUUAUCUCGAGUCGACAUCUCCAAAAGACUUGGCCCGCAGCAUAAGAGGCCUGGACGAGCACAGUUUUGCAGAGUUGACCCGACAAAGUUUGAUAGCAGAGGAUGCUAUCGUGGGACAAUUGCUGGACCAGUGGCGCAUACUAAGCAUUUCUAUCUGGGAAUGCUGCGCUGCACUUCCAAACAUGGUUCCAUAUCUACAAGAAUGUGCACAGUCCCUCCUCGCAACACGUGAUUAUCAUUCUCUCACAGCUAUCAUCAAAGGCCUGCACACCUAUACCGUUUUGACAACCCGCCCCGCCAGCACAGACAUCCCCCAAGGAAACGCGAUCACACUCGAGACCCUGGUUCCACGGGAAAUCCUUUCUCUCAUGAGCCCAGCUGAGAACUUUGCUUCCUACCGUCAGCACUACCAGAAAUACCCCGGCAUUCCCUUUUUAAUCGCUCACACCCGCGAUCACGAAAAAAACGGCGAAUCCGUGCUUCAGCCAGUUUUUCAGUAUCUGCAAAGCACCAAAUGA